AUGGCGUGGGAUCACCUUGAUAUCGACAAGCCGCAUCUGGCUUACAUGAUCCUCGGCGGUUUCACAGGUCUGUUCAUGCUGUGCUCCCUUUUCGUGAAGGAGAAACUGUACAUCGGUGAAGCUACCGUUGCCACACUUUGUGGUAUCAUUUUCGGCCCCCAUGCGGCCAAUCUAUUCAACCCGCACGAAUGGGGAAACAUCGAUAAAAUCACCCUUGAGUGUUCGCGCAUUGUACUUGUUGUACAAUGUUUUGCCGUCGGCGUCGAGUUGCCCAAGGCCUACAUGGAACGGCACUGGAAGUCCGUCACUCUGCUGCUGAUCCCCGUUAUGACUUUCGGUUGGCUGAUCACUAGUCUGUUCAUUUGGUGGAUGGUACCUCCACUAAACUGGCUGGAGAGUCUGGUGUGUGCUGCCUGCGUUACGGCUACCGAUCCUGUCUUGGCAUCGUCCGUCGUUGGUAAGGGAAAGUUCGCCAAGCGUGUGCCCAAGCAUUUGCGUGACUUGCUCUCUGCCGAGUCUGGGUGUAACGAUGGCAUGGCUUUCCCAUUCAUCUACCUAUCUUUCUACAUCUACCACUACCGACCCCAUGUCGGCGAGGUGUGGUUGAAUUGGUUCUGUAUCACUGUUCUUUACGAGUGUAUUCUGGGUGCCAUCUUCGGCUUCACCAUCGGCUACGUGGCGCGUCAUGCUAUCAAGCUGGCCGAACGCAAGGGCUUGAUUGAUCGUGAGAGUUUCUUGGUGUUCUACUUCGUGCUAGCCGUUUUCUGUGCUGGUUCAGGUAGUUUGCUGGGUAUGGACGACUUGCUGAUUGGGUUCGCUUGUGGUGUCGGCUUCAGUAAUGAUGGCUGGUUCACGGAGAAGACUGAGGAGUCUCACGUGUCUAACGUUAUUGAUCUUCUGCUGAACUUGGCGUACUUCGUUUACUUCGGAUCCAUCAUUCCGUGGGAGGACUUCAAUGCCCCCGAACUCGGUCUUACCCCGUGGCGACUGGUGGUGAUUGCGUUAUUGGUCAUCUUCUUCCGUCGCAUUCCUAUUAUGCUGUUGCUCAAACCGAUUAUACCAGACGUCAAAACGUGGCGUGAAGCUCUAUUUGCGGGGCAUUUUGGACCCAUUGGUGUCGGUGCUAUUUUUGCCGCUAUCCUCGCGCGAGCAGAACUAGAACACGAUACCACACAGCCGUUGCCUGAGAAUGAGCUCCCGGAGCCGGGGGCCAGCAAUUACUACAUCGUAAGACUUAUCUGGCCUAUUACUACCUUCUUGGUUAUUUCGUCUAUCCUGGUGCACGGCUCGUCUAUCGCGGUGUUCACUUUGGGCAAACGCAUUAACACAUUGACCAUUACCUUGUCAUACACCCAAGCCAACGAGGAAGGACCAUCAUGGAUGAACCGUCUGCCCCGUGUGCAGUCGAUUGCCAAGGGCUCUAUGUCAUUCCGCAAGGCGGAUGACACAGAUGCCUCCUCGGAUGAGAAGCUGCCUGAGUAUCCUCCUGGUACACUGCCGCCCAUUGGAAUGCCAGGCAACUUCCUUCGCCGACAGCGCGAUGAGGAAGAAGACGGUGAGGCGCAAAACCUUGAGACUACUCGUCGUAAGCCCCUGCGGAGACGCCGCCGCAAGCGCGAUACCGGCGCUGGAGGUCCUAUUAGCCAGUCUGCUAUCAUGCCAGCUCCCCGGCGCAACGAGAACGAGGUCGAGACCGGGGAGGAUAAGAAAGAACUGGAGGAGCGUGACCGCGUCGAGCGGGGAUCUUCUCCACCUCACGCUGAGCGGGAUCGCUUCGGCCGUGAGCCAGAGCUUGAAGUCUACCAAGAAGGUCACAACAUGGUCAUCGAAGACGAGGAGGGAAAUGUUCUCAAGACUGAGGAUACUUCCCACCUGUCUCCGGAAGAAAAGAUGCGCCACAUUGAGGAGCAGCGCAAGCGUCUCGAGCAUGAUAAAUCAGGCGAACUCGCAGCCUCUGAGAGUCGACCUCACGAGAAGACCGAAGGAGAAGAGAUCAAGCAGGCCGUUGAAGAAAAGACAAGUCUUUCGUACGGAGAUGCUCUCAAGAAAUGGACUAAUUGGACCGGACUAGGAAAGGAGAAGGCGAAGGACGCACCCGAGAGGAGGGAGAAGAAAGAGAAGGCUGAGAAGCCUCCUAAGGCCGAGUCUGCAAAGCCCAAGGCUCGUUCUGCCCAUGCGUACCAGUUUGGUAACACUAUUAUUGUCGAGGAUGAGGACGGUGAAGUGAUCAAGAAGUACACCAUUCCCGCUGGCGAGAAGGGUGACAAGGCUCAGAAGGAGCCCACUGUUCCUGGUCAAGCCCCAGUUCGCCGUGGCCUGAACCGUAUGGGAACUUGGUUCGGCAUGGAGGACGAAGGCGAAUCGUCCCAAGCUGCGAACGAGAAAAAGAAGAAGUCUCAAGGCCCUGACGAGUGGACUGCCGACGAUGGUCUGCGUUUCACCGUAGCCCAGGACCCCGAGGUCAGCUCCCACGGCAUCGGCCACAAGGGUAAGCGCAUGAACAAGCAGGAGUUCUUCCAACAAAUUAAGGGCUUGGAUGCCAAGGCUCGCCGCGAUCUGGUGCAGGAAACCGACGCUCCACCUCCCGUCCAAAAGGUGGCCAAGGAAGAGGCCAAGCAGGAAGAGAAGCAGGAAGAGAAGCAAGAGCGUCGUCUCUCUGCCGCUGCUGUCUCGGCUACUACUGGCACCAUUCCUGAAGAGGACGCCGAGGGUCUGGAAUCCGAGUCGGUCACUGACAGCGAGAGCGAGGAUGGGUCUGACGACCGUCGCGGUGCUCCCAACGUGGCUUCAUCUUUGGCCAAGUUCUCGCGUGGUGGUACCUCCGCCGCUCAAGAGCGUCGCAACAACCUCAGCCCUGCACCUCCUCUCCGCGAGCGACCUCGUCGUGAUUCCGAUGACGAUGGUACUGAGCGUAUCCCACCUUCUCGUCUGCGUCAAGCCGCCGGUUUGACCGUUCCUCCUCGUCAGGAUGACGACGACACAGGCGAAACACCCGCUGAGCGUCGCCGUCGUCUGGCAGCUCUGGGUGUGGAUGGGGGAGACUCCGAGGAAGACACCGACCUUGAAUCUGUCGAUGAUGAUGAGGCCGCUAUUGCGGAAUCUGACAUCGAAGAGGGCGGCGAGGCUAACCAAGCCACGCCCAAGACCCAGUUCGCCGAUGAUGGGAAACCAUCCGAGCAAGAGAAAUCCUCCCCAUCUGGCUCUGGAUCCGGUUCAGGCUCCCAAUCUGCCUCCCUCCACCGUCCCCGCGUCUCCUGGGGAGGCGAGAAGGGACGUAACCCUUGA
This is a messenger RNA of Penicillium canescens, 3285 nucleotides long. RefSeq names its product Na+/H+ antiporter Nha1. Lineage: Eukaryota; Fungi; Ascomycota; Eurotiomycetes; Eurotiales; Aspergillaceae. Gene Ontology annotation, biological process: proton export across plasma membrane; intracellular potassium ion homeostasis; regulation of membrane potential. The transcript has a single exon. Bases 1 to 3285 code for a protein of 1094 amino acids. The record is from RefSeq and is a predicted model, not a curated record. Gene Ontology annotation, cellular component: plasma membrane. Gene Ontology annotation, molecular function: sodium:proton antiporter activity.